Ectocarpus siliculosus is the source of this 1545-nucleotide messenger RNA. The record is from the annotation of a GenBank genome assembly. Lineage: Eukaryota; Phaeophyceae; Ectocarpales; Ectocarpaceae.
CCAGAAUAGUGCACAGCAUCGAAUCGUUCCUCACCGACAGGGCUACCUACCCUGCGAUUCUCGUGCAAUUUGAUGCACUCUACGAAGGUGCACCUUUGGCUCGAAGUUGAAAAGUGUGCUUCCAGGAUUUCUAUUGCGGGCUGAAAUUUGAAUUCGUGAGGUGGGGUGGUCAUUGUGACUGCUGUGCUCCACGGCGCCGGUACACGAGGGUCAACGCUCCACUGGCACACAGCACACAACACGAAGCUGGAGGUGGCAGGAAGCUGGCCAGCGGGUCACGUAGGUGGUAGAUGGGGAGCCAAGGGACGAACAAACGUAGGCGUCAAAGGCAACUGCUGAAAUUCCGGAGACCGGUGGAGAUCUCGAAGAAGAUGUUCGAUCCUGGCCUUUGCUCGUGGAGAGACGUGUACAAGGCGAUUCCGAAUCGCGGGCAGGGAGACUGUGGGCCCUUGUCGGUGAUAUUUCUCGCCUUACACAGAGGUGGAAUGGAUGCCCACACAGCGCAAUGUGUGCUGUCGACACAACGUAAGGAAUUGGCGGACUUUAUCCUCCUUUGUCGGGAGCUCAUCGUAGAGUACCAAGCAGCUACAGGAGAGGGGGGGGGCUUCUUUGUAGGCCAAAGCGACUCGGACAAACCGGAUGCGGACAUCAAGAGCAUGGCCAAAUCCACCGCCGACAUCUGCACGUUGGAAGACUGGAAACGCGUCACCCUCUGUCCCGGAGGCUACCUGGACGACAAAGCUCUUGUGAUCCUUGGCAAGCUGUUAUUGCGCGAGGUCAUCCAGCUCGUCAAGGAGGAUGGUAUCGUGGGAGAGCGUAUCGUGGACGCCAGAGAGCCGUCCGCUUUGCUGGGGGCAAACCUGGUCCUCCACCGUGGAGCCCACUUCGAGGCUCUUCUCCCGAAAGUGAGGACUGCCGUUGUCGUGACGAAUCGUGAAUGGAAACUAUACGUCACGUGAGUUCCACCAAGCAUAGACAAAGUUUAAAAAAUUCCAACCUCCUUCCCAUUUACAGGACGAGUUGAGGGCCAAUGAUGACACCGGUGACGCUGGUGGCGAGAUUUGGUACGCACGACCGAACAGUGGUAUUCGAGGGGUAUGAUAAAGCAGGCUGCCCCAAACUACGACGUUAUUGAUCUUGGCGUGCAACGGAUGGAAUGGUUGGUGGCGUACUGGCUUUCUGUGGUGCCGCUUGGUUCCGGCAACUAUCCGAUUAAAGUGCCCGACUGGAACGGCAAGGGGUACCUCACGAACCCGGAGUGUGAUGGAGGUGCUAUGAUGCUGUUGCGCACGUUGCCAAAGGUAACUCUCUGGGCGGGUGUAGGGGUUAACAUAGUGGUCCAGGUCGUUGCAAAGAAAAACGAGGCCGGAUUGUCUUGUAUUUCUUUCACAAGGCACAUGCCCACACCGCCGAGCGCGCUUCCACCCACCACCAACUAACCAAACCGUAACACGCGUCCACGUCUCAUUUAUCAUUUAUUUAGGGAUUGGUUGUCGUACAAUCGUGCUCAACUAUUGGGGCUGCGAUGAUUAGUUGCGAGCUUAU